Priapulus caudatus is the source of this 1021-nucleotide messenger RNA. Its product is annotated as transcriptional adapter 1-like. Lineage: Eukaryota; Metazoa; Priapulida; Priapulimorpha; Priapulimorphida; Priapulidae. The coding region runs from base 8 to 1021 and encodes 337 amino acids. The record is from RefSeq and is a predicted model, not a curated record. Gene Ontology annotation, biological process: regulation of transcription by RNA polymerase II. The transcript has 7 exons. Gene Ontology annotation, cellular component: SAGA complex. Gene Ontology annotation, molecular function: transcription coactivator activity.
UUUCAAUAUGGCGUCUUCCACUGAACUCGGAAUUGCAAAAAACAAACUAACCGAGUUUUUGGGUGAUAAUUCAAAGAUAUAUUUUUCUAUCAUGAAGCAGUGGUUUAAAGAAAAGAUAUCUAAGGAGGAGUUUGACAUGGAGGCACGGAAGUUAUUCACACCCAACAAGGAACACUUGCACAAUGAAUUUCUGUUAGCAAUCCUUAACCGAUGCCAAAUUCCUGGACUUCAACCUAUUUCCCAAGAAAGUUCUGCAACUUCUGCACCGAAAAAACCUCUGCACAAAGUCAUGACGAAAAAAGAAAAGGCAAAGAAAAGGUCAAAAGCUGCCAGGGCAAGUUUCGAGCAUCGGUUUGCUGCUGAGCCACCUCUUCGGUACACACCGCAAGUCGUACAGAAAGAAGUGCACAGGGAGGAGAGCCUCGGAUUUUGCUCCAGAGAUCUGACGCUGCCGGACGUGUCGAUGUUGCAUGGCCGGAUGUUCGUCAUCGCGUGGGAAAUGGGUCUUGAGGAGGUGGAGGAGGGUGCGAUCAAAUCAGUCCAGCUAGCAACCGAGGCGAUGUUGAAAAACAUUCUGAGUGCUUUAUUGAGCAGAAGAAAUGCCUACAAAAUUAGAGACGGAGGCUUUAAAUUUGCCUUGGGUUGUGAUGUCCCGAACCCAUACUUGAGAAACACACGACAUGUGUAUGACUAUGACACCGAUAGUAAUGUGACAUUCUCCAACCAGGGAGUGCAAAUGGCAUCUGCCAGACCUACCAGGGAGAUGGGGGAGGAGGAAGCAAUCUACCAGGUUGCCUGUGGAGGAGGCUUGGCCCCGGCCAAGCCUCCGAUUACCACAUACGACCUGCUGGAAACACUACAGGCAUGUGUGUGUGUGUGCGCGUGCGUGCAUGUGUGGGUGUGUGCAACCCCUCGGAACCCCGCGUCGCCCUCGGAACCCCGCGACGCCCUUGGAACCCGCGUGUCACUCUCUGAAUCUUUAGUGGAAAUGUCUGUAGCAGUAAUGAGCCGAUUGGGAUGA